AUGGCAACGCUCCUUGCCCCAACUCCCGCCCUUCCGGCCCUUAACAAGGCUCUGGGGGUUCAAUGCUUCGAGAAGAGCCGCGGACUUGAGCAGCCACCGGUUGAUGGCGAGCACAUCCAGAACCUCGCCACCAUCUUCGUCCGUCAUAACGCCCAGAACGCACUCGGCAUCCACCUGAUCCACGGUCACUUCAGCAUACCCGAGAACACGGUCCUUCUGGGAACCAACUUUGAGGGUCCAAAGGGCCGCUGGGCCAAGGUAACGGGGAUUGAGUACGUUGACCCAGCCAGCGUCCACGGUCACAUUUUCGUUCUUAGCGACGACGGUCUCUGCGCCUACGAGUACCAGGAAGGCCCACUGCCCGAUGUCUCUGUUGUCGGUAGAGGCUUUCUGCGUGAGUUCGUCAACUACCUUGUCGCCAACCACCUCACCGAACUCAUCGGCCUCCAAGUCCUCAGCGAUUGCGGCGGCAACCAGUCCAUGUACGAGCUCAUACUCAACGAAGGUACUGUUAUGCUUCAGGAAGAUGCCGUCAAGAACUGCGAGCCUACCAGAGUGACUGGGUGGAAGUUUGAGGCCGGUCCCAGUGGUCCUCGCGCCUGCCAAUCCAAUGAAACGCACUCUACGAUGACUUCGGGCAACCAUAAAGUCUUUAACGCCGGCAAGCCGCUUCCGAAGCUCAAGAACGUUGAUGAUCUCAAGGCAGCCCUGGCCGUUGCCGGAGUGAUUUGA
Messenger RNA from Drechmeria coniospora, 732 nucleotides. RefSeq lists its product as uncharacterized. Bases 1 to 732 code for a protein of 243 amino acids. NCBI's taxonomy places the organism in Eukaryota, Fungi, Ascomycota, Sordariomycetes, Hypocreales, Ophiocordycipitaceae. The transcript is spliced from 2 exons. The record is from RefSeq and is a predicted model, not a curated record.